Molecule: messenger RNA, 405 nt
Organism: Salvia hispanica
Lineage: Eukaryota; Viridiplantae; Streptophyta; Magnoliopsida; Lamiales; Lamiaceae
Source: RefSeq, a predicted model, not a curated record
AUGAAGGGAAAUCUGAUUUUCGCCAACGGUUUCCAGAAUGCGGAAUCGAAUCCAAAUGCCCUGUGGAAGUGGAAAGGAAUCGAUCUGCAGGCGAGAAAGCCCGAGGGCAAGCUCUAUCCGGUGACGGAAUUCUUCCACGAGAAGAUCGACGACGCCGUCCUCGGCCCCGGAGUCGGCGCCGGAAUCGGCUGCGGCGUUGGAUUGGGGUUCGGAGUGAUCGGCGGCGCCGGCUUACUCAGCUCGUCGUGGAAUGAUCUUAGAUUGGUAUUUGGCGUCGGAAUUGGAUGCGGAGCCGGCGCCGGAGUCGGGUUCGGGCAGGGUUACGGCGGAGGGUUCAGCUUGGAAUCGCUCAGAUCUUAUUGGUCGAAGCCGAGAUCUAAAUCUAAGAGGCGGGUCCGGGUUUAG